Trichoderma gamsii is the source of this 1071-nucleotide messenger RNA. Its product is annotated as RNA recognition domain-containing protein. Gene Ontology annotation, cellular component: U2-type catalytic step 2 spliceosome; Prp19 complex; U2-type catalytic step 1 spliceosome. The record is from RefSeq and is a predicted model, not a curated record. Bases 1 to 1071 code for a protein of 356 amino acids. Gene Ontology annotation, molecular function: metal ion binding; pre-mRNA binding; U6 snRNA binding. Lineage: Eukaryota; Fungi; Ascomycota; Sordariomycetes; Hypocreales; Hypocreaceae. The transcript is spliced from 4 exons.
AUGGUUACAGUCCGCAAGAAGAGGCCGGCCAGGCCCCAAGUUGCAGCCGAAUUCAUCGGCGAGGCUCCUCCUCAAACAGGCACAACGUUCAAUAUCUGGUACAACAAAUGGGCAGGUGGCGAUCACGAGGCAUACCAACAGACGAAAGCGAAGGGACGCUGCAACAUCGCUCGAGAUAGUGGAUAUACGAAAGCCGACGGUGUGUCUGGCAGCUAUUUCUGCUUGUUCUUUGCCCGCGGUCUGUGUCCGCGAGGAGCCGAUUGCAUGUACCUACAUCGACUUCCCGGGACACACAGCGUCUUGGCGCCAAACGUCGAUGUCUUCGGCAGAGACAAAUUCUCAGGCUACAGAGAUGAUAUGGGCGGUGUUGGAAGCUUCAUGCGCCAGAACAGGACUGUUUACAUUGGUCGCAUCCACGUAACCGACGAUAUCGAGGAGAUUGUCGCGCGGCACUUUGCUGAAUGGGGGAAGAUUGAGCGCAUUCGCGUGCUAAACUCCAGAGGAGUCGCUUUCGUAACUUAUGUCAACGAAGCCAAUGCAGAAUUCGCCAAAGAAGCCAUGGCACACCAAUCUCUAGAUCACGACGAGGUGCUGAAUGUUCGAUGGGCGACGGAAGACCCCAAUCCCAUGGCGCGAGCCAGAGAAGCGCGACGGAUCGAAGAGCAAGCUGCUGAGGCUAUUCGGAGAGCACUGCCGGCGGAAUACAUCGCCGAAAUCGAAGGCAAAGAUCCCGAGUCAAGAAAACGGAGGAAGGUGGAGAGUAGUUACGGGCUGGAAGGCUACGAAGCCCCUGACGAAAUCUAUUUCGCCCAAGGCCCCAACGCAGUCAAUCCUGCUGGAAGACUAGCAUAUCAAGAGCCGCUCCUGAUUGAAGAUGGGACUGCUGCAGAGUCAGAGGUUCCGGCUGCCCAAGAGGAACAGCAGUCGCCUCCUGAGAGCGCGGGAGUAUUUUCAACCAGCACCUUGGCUGCGUUGAGUAAAGCAAAAAUUGCCGUCUCAUCAAAACCAGCGGCAGCUACAUCUACCGGUCCCUUGGUUGCAUAUGGUAGUGAUAGCGAUGAUGAUGAGUAA